Messenger RNA from Peromyscus californicus insignis, 1594 nucleotides. It is a transcript of the gene CUNH1orf56, whose product is annotated as chromosome unknown C1orf56 homolog. Bases 1 to 1290 code for a protein of 429 amino acids. Gene Ontology annotation, biological process: regulation of cell population proliferation. The record is from RefSeq and is a predicted model, not a curated record. Lineage: Eukaryota; Metazoa; Chordata; Mammalia; Rodentia; Cricetidae. The transcript has a single exon.
AUGGUCCCCGCCGCCUGCAUGCUGCUCUGGGCCCUGCUGCUUAGUCUGGGGCCCCGGGCGGCGGGGGCCCAAGACCCGACGUCAAACCCGACCGCCACCCCGACGACUGGGGUGCAGAGUGUCAGCUUCCGCUUUGGGGGCCCAGCCCGCAGCCGCCGGAGCACAAGCAUCACCUCCCAGAACAGUGUACCCCAGAAGGCGAAGGUAACUCUGGAGGAUGAUAAUGAUGCCCUGGCCGUUGCUGACCGUCUGGCCGCCCCGGCAGCCGCCGAGCUCCUGUCCACUGUGACAGGCACUAGCCGGUCGUCAAUGGUCGACCCCAUUGAGUAUGAGGAGGAUGGCUCCUUGGAAGAGGGAGUCGUGAUUGAUGCCAGAAAAACCACCCUCCCUGUGACUCUGUUUUCGACCCACAAUACUGCGGGAAGUUCUAGCACCACCGGGAGAGUUUUAGCCAAUAGCCAGGAUCCAGAGAUUAGGAUGACCACCGAACUGCCACCCCUCACUUCAAAGCCUACUGUGGACAUGACUACUAUGGACCUGACUCCCGAGACCACCGGGCACCAGUGGUCGACACCUGGGUCCACCCCAUCCUCGUGGCCAUCACCCUCACCCACAGCCAUGCCAUCUCCUGAGGAUCUGCGGGUGAUGCUGCUGCCUUGGGGUCCAUGGCACUGCCACUGUAAGUCGGGUACCAUGAGCCGGAGCCGCGCUGGAAAGCUGCAUGGCCUUUCUGGGCGUCUUCGAGUUGGGGCACUGAGUGAACUCCGCACAGAGCACCGGCCUUGUACCUACCAGCAAUGUCCUUGCAACAAGCUACGGGAAGAGUGCCCUCUGGACUCGAAUCUCUGUCCUGACAAUGGCUGCAUCUCUCAUACCACCUUGCUCAGCACCUCUCCACAGGUCCCUGUCCAUCUGAGACGCAGACCCAUCCUCCCACUCACUAGCCCGAGCCCUAGCCCAGCUCUUGCCUUUUGGAAACGUGUCAAGAUCGGCCUAGAGGAUAUCUGGAAUAGCCUUUCUUCAGUGUUCACAGAGAUGCAACCAGUAAGUUGUUUGGCUGAUGAGCCAGGACCUUCCUUGAUGAAUCAGAAAAGUCCCGAUGUCCCAAAUCCUGUUGCUAACACAGCCGGUGUACUUACAGCAGCUGUUGCUGACUUACCUGUUCAGUUACUGAGUCAUAACUUGCGCUGGUUAUUCUUGGCCCAUUUUGUGUUUUGUUUGGUGCGUUUAGGGUGUGUUUGCACAUGUCACUGGGGCCUGAGUCCCUACCUCACACAUGGUAGGUGGUAGGCAGUCUUCUACCACUGAAUCACACUGCCAUCUCCACCUUGCUUUUCCCCCAACCACUGCCUCUUUUUUUUUGAGACCAGGUCUCCACUAUCUUGUCUAGGCUGGCCUGUGACUCCUGGACUGAGGUGAUUCUCUCAACACCUUAAACUUCACUCUAGUGGGAGGCUCAGCUAACUCACAGAGAUCCACCUGCCUCUGCCUUCCAAGUGUAGGGAUUAAAGGUGUGUGACACCAUGCCCAGAAAAACAGUUUCUUGGUUUGUUUGUUUGAGACAGGGUCUUUCUAUGUAACCCUGACUGUCCUA